Molecule: messenger RNA, 1806 nt
Organism: Striga hermonthica
Lineage: Eukaryota; Viridiplantae; Streptophyta; Magnoliopsida; Lamiales; Orobanchaceae
Source: the annotation of a GenBank genome assembly
AUGGCAGCCAACCUUUCUUUCUUUCAAAUCUCUCCACGGAUCCUUCAGAACAGAAGAAAAACAGGCUCGCCUGCCAAAGUAAAGUUCGGUGGGAGUACGGUGGUGAGCUGUUCGUCCUUGAGUGGCGGGAAUGGGGGCCCACAGGAUGACGCCGUUAAGAGGCUUCGGGAAGAGAAGCGUCGGGCUGAGCUCUCGGCCCGAAUUGCCUCUGGUGAAUUUACCGUUGGGAAGUCCAGCAAUAGCUUUCUUUCAAAACUCAGAAAUGGUUUGUCGAAAAUGGGCUUGCCCGAUCAAGUAAUCAAUUUCAUACUCAAUGGUGGCCCAGAGGAGUAUUUAAAGAUUCCAGAGGCAAGAGGUGAUAUCAGAGCCAUCAGUAGCGAACCUUUUUUCAUUCCAUUGUUCGAGCUGUACCUUACUUACGGUGGGAUAUUUCGGCUCACUUUUGGUCCUAAGUCAUUUUUGAUAGUGUCAGACCCCUCAAUCGCCAAACAUAUAUUGAAAGACAAUCCAAAAGCUUAUUCAAAGGGCAUUUUAGCUGAAAUCUUGGACUUUGUAAUGGGGAAAGGACUUAUUCCUGCUGAUGGGGAAAUAUGGCGUGUCAGAAGACGGGCUAUAGUCCCUGCACUGCAUCAGAAGUUUGUGGCUGCAAUGUUCCGACUAUUUGGAGAGGCAACAGAUAGGCUGUGCAAAAAGCUGGAUGCUGCUUCAUCCUAUGGUGAGGAUGUGGAGAUGGAGUCACUUUUUUCCCGUCUGACAUUAGAUGUCAUUGGCAAAGCCGUAUUCAAUUAUGAUUUCGACUCUCUAAAUGUUGACACUGGAAUCGUAGGGGCUGUGUACACCGUCCUGAGAGAAGCUGAAGACAGAAGUGUUGCACCAAUUCCGUUUUGGGAGAUUCCCAUAUGGAAAGAUAUUUCCCCAAAGCUUAAGAAGGUUAAUGCAGCUCUUAAGCUUGUCAAUGAAACACUAGAUGGCCUAAUUGCAAUUUGUAAGAAAAUGGUAGAAGAAGAAGAAUUGCAGUUUCACGAGGAAUACAUCAAUGAGCAAGAUCCAAGUAUUCUUCAUUUUCUACUAGCAUCCGGGGAUGAUGUUUCGAGCAAACAACUCCGUGAUGAUCUAAUGACACUACUAAUAGCUGGGCAUGAAACAUCUGCUGCUGUCCUAACGUGGACGUUUUAUCUACUUGCAAAGGAGCCAAGCAUCAUGGCCAAGCUUCAAGACGAGGUCGACUCCGUCCUGGGUGAUCGAUUUCCGACCGUUGAUGACGUGAAGAAGCUCAAAUAUACAUCUCGAGUAAUUAAUGAAUCAUUGAGACUCUAUCCACAACCACCCGUUUUGAUCCGUCGGUCGCUUGAGGAGGAUGUACUUGGAAAGUACCGGAUAAAAAGGGGUGAAGAUUUAUUCAUCUCUGUAUGGAAUUUGCAUCAUAGCCGUGAUCAUUGGGAAGAUGCAGAAAAAUUUAAUCCUGAAAGAUGGCCCUUGGAUGGCCCUAGUCCAAAUGAAACAAAUCAGAAUUUCAGUUACCUGCCCUUUGGGGGAGGACCUAGAAAAUGUAUCGGAGACAUGUUUGCUUCGUACGAGAAUGCUGUAGCAGUUGCAAUGCUCGUUCGUAGGUUUGACUUCCAAAUGGCACCUGGAGCACCGCCUGUUAAAAUGACAACAGGUGCCACAAUUCACACUACCGAAGGUUUGAAAAUGACGGUUACACCACGAAAUCGACCUCCUGUCAUACAAAAUCUGAAAAUUUCCACUGUAAAAGUCGAUUCCUCUUUAGAUAUUCCAACAGAGGUAAAAACAGUCUCUGGGUAG